Molecule: messenger RNA, 1420 nt
Organism: Bactrocera neohumeralis
Lineage: Eukaryota; Metazoa; Arthropoda; Insecta; Diptera; Tephritidae
Exons: 2
Coding region: 771-1337 (188 amino acids)
Source: RefSeq, a predicted model, not a curated record
UUUAGAUUUUCUGUUAAAAAUGAAUUCUAAAAAACACACGUUUUUGACAUUGAAGCAAAAAGCUGAUAUUCUCGAUUCUUUAAAAAGAGGCUCAUCUAUGACGUUCUUAGCAAAGAAAUAUAAUGUUGGUAAAUCAACAAUUUGUGGAAUCAAAGCAAAAAAAUAGUGAUUUUAAAGUUCGUGAACAACACAUACUCGGGACCUGGACAAAGAAGAACUCUGCGUCCUUCAGAGCUGCCCAAAAUGGAGAAAGCUCUUCAUCGUUGGUUUAUCAAAAUGCGGAAUAAAAACUGGCCAGUAAGUGCCUUAAUGUUGAAAGAAAAGGCCAAAGUACUGCAUGCACAAGUAAAGGAAAAUGAAUCUAACUUCAACGCUAGUGAUGGAUGGCUUCAAGGAUUUAAAAAAAGGUACGGUAUUCGACUGCUACAAAUAUCAGGCAAAAAACUAUCUUCGCUGCCUCAGCUCGUGGAUCUAUUUAAGGAAAAACUUAGAGCUAAAAUGGCCGAACUGGAGCUGUGUAACGACCAGUUAUAUAAUGCUGAUGAGUCAGGCUUAUUCUGGAAACUUCUGCCAGAAAAAACGUACGUGCCCAGUAUGGAAAAGAGAGCCCCAGGCGUUAAGUCGGAAAAGCAGCGAAUCACGUUUUUAUGUUGCUCAAACGCCACUGGAUCUCAUAAACUGAAACUUUUGGUAAUUGGAAAGGCAAAGAACCCACGCUGCUUUAAAAACUUUCAAUGCCCCACAGACUAUAAGAGCUCAAAACCGCCUGGAUGACGUCGGCUGUUUUCAAGGAAUGGUUUCAUGAGUCCUUCGUUCCACAGGUGAGGAUUUAUUUUGUAUUUUAUUUAACUUUUUUCUUUUUAAUUCGUUUUUUAGGUAACGUCAUUUUUAAAGGAGAAAGGUUUGCCAAUAAAAGCUCUACGGCAGGUGAUGACGAUUCCGAAGAGAGUGUUCCGCUCGCAGUUUUAAAAGAAAAAUGGGGAGCUGAACUUCGCGCCUUGAUGAGCAAUACCGUCGAUCUCCUUAACAGUUUGAAUGCUGAGGCUGAAUUAACGCUACCAAGCGUUCAUGAAUGGAACGAAGAUAUUGAAGAUGAUAAUGCAAAUGACGAGAAUGAAGAAGAAGACGAUUCCGAUGAAGGCAGCAUAUCGGAGGUAGAGGAGAAAAUUAAGCGGACUGAAGCAGUUGAAAUUUUCAACAAGGCGAUAAGGUGGGCUGGUCAUGAAGACGUCGAUCCAAAUGAUGUAAAUGUACUAAGAUGUCUAAGAGAGAAAGCUGUGCUCCAACUUUUAGAAACACAGAAGAUACAGAAAAGGAUGACUGAUUUUUUCAAAUAAAACCUAGAUUUUGUAUAAUAUGUGUUACGUAAAAAUGUAUAUGUAAUGAAAACAUGAAUAAAAUGUGAAUUCCAAUAUAUAAA